AGUUCAAGAGAAGAUGGCGUCGACCAAGCGGGUGCUGUACGUGGGAGGUCUUGCUGAAGAGGUAGAUGAGAAAGUGCUUCAUGCAGCUUUCAUUCCAUUUGGAGAUAUCAUGGACAUUCAAAUUCCACUGGAUUAUGAAACCGAGAAACACAGAGGUUUUGCAUUCAUUGAAUUUGAAAAUGCUGAGGAUGCUGCAGCUGCCAUUGAUAACAUGAAUGAAUCUGAACUUUUUGGAAGGACAAUCCGAGUAAAUCUGGCAAAACCCAUGCGGAUUAAAGAGGGAUCCUCAAGAGCAGUGUGGUCAGAUGACGACUGGUUGAAAAAGUUUGCUGGUAAAACUCUAGAAGAGAAUGAAAAUGAAGAGCAGGGAGGAAAUGAUGGAAAUACACAAACACAGGAGGGUGAACCACCAGCCAAAAAAACAAGAACCAAUCCUCAAGUUUACAUGGAUGUUAAAAUUGGCAACAAACCUGUUGGCAGGUUACGCUUUUUAUUACGAGCUGAUAUCGUUCCAAUGACUGCAGAGAACUUCCGUUGUCUCUGUACACAUGAGAAAGGAUUUGGCUUCAAAGGCAGUAGUUUCCAUCGCAUCAUCCCACAGUUCAUGUGUCAGGGUGGUGACUUCACCAACCAUAAUGGAACCGGAGGGAAAUCCAUCUACGGCAGAAAGUUUGAUGAUGAAAACUUUAUCCUAAAACACUCAGCACCAGGUUUACUAUCGAUGGCAAACUCUGGAACAAACACAAAUGGAUCUCAGUUUUUCAUUACCCUUGACAAAACAGACUGGUUGGAUGGAAAACAUGUGGUAUUUGGGGAAGUGGUGGAGGGAAUGGAUGUAGUCAAACAGAUCGAAGCUCAAGGCUCUAAAGAUGGAAAACCAAAGCAGAAAGUGAUCAUCUCAGACUGUGGAGAAUAUGUGUGAUUCCCGUCCCUACAAAGCACGGCUUCAGGAGAUUCCAAUCUUUUUAUUAUAUUCAGUGUUAUCUGUCAAGAUUUGUAACUGAUGUGAACACUUGUAAAUACCUUGUAAACAACGUAAAGUAAAAUAUUUGUUUUCUAAAAUGAAAGUUAGCCACUUUUUCUCUUAGAUUAAUACACUUGUAAUUAAAAUUAGGUUAUAUAAGUUUGCUGUGUAAAAGCUACUAAAACAUCUAGACCAAUUUUCAUAAUAAUUCGGCAUAAUAUUUCAGAAAGGCAGUCUAGUGAAUAUACAUGGAAACACAGGCAAUGUGCAUCACAGAAGGAUGUACUUAAGAACUUUGGCUCUUGCAUUCAAAUUCAGAAUAUUCUCAAUUAAGUUUCUAGAGAUCCCAGUAACAUGGUUCUGUAAUCUAUGAUACUCCAUCAGAUUCAAAUAUUCUAAAGACAUUUCUGCUUCUAUUUGUUUUAAAGGAAUGUCACAAUUGAUUCUGAAUUCUGCAGUCUGCAAAUCAUGUGGUCAGUCGAAAUAACAUGCUCUGCAAUCUAACCCAAAAUGUAAUUUAACCGCAUUUUUGAUUUGAGGGAGUUUUAUAAGAAGUUAGGAAGAACAACUUUACAGAGAUAACAGAAAUGAUUUUAUGUCUAUUCAAAAACAAUGAAAACCAACAAGCCCAUUUGAGUAUGUUUAUUGCUUUAUU
Messenger RNA from Hemiscyllium ocellatum (epaulette shark), 1619 nucleotides. It is a transcript of the gene ppie, whose product is annotated as peptidylprolyl isomerase E (cyclophilin E). Gene Ontology annotation, molecular function: peptidyl-prolyl cis-trans isomerase activity; RNA binding. Gene Ontology annotation, biological process: protein folding; protein peptidyl-prolyl isomerization. Lineage: Eukaryota; Metazoa; Chordata; Chondrichthyes; Orectolobiformes; Hemiscylliidae. The coding region runs from base 14 to 922 and encodes 302 amino acids. Gene Ontology annotation, cellular component: intracellular membrane-bounded organelle. The transcript has 10 exons. The record is from RefSeq and is a predicted model, not a curated record.